Messenger RNA from Arachis stenosperma, 3417 nucleotides. RefSeq lists its product as uncharacterized. Lineage: Eukaryota; Viridiplantae; Streptophyta; Magnoliopsida; Fabales; Fabaceae. The record is from RefSeq and is a predicted model, not a curated record. The transcript is spliced from 8 exons. Bases 1 to 3417 code for a protein of 1138 amino acids.
AUGGCUUCUGAUUCUUCACCCAUCAACAACGGUAGGUCCUUCAUCUCCAACAAUUCCCCUUCAAGCUCAACCGGCAACUCCCUUCUCCUCCCUUGGAGAUGCUUCUCGCCGCAAUCAUCGUCGUUGAACUCUUCCAUGCCGUCCGCCUUCGAUACCCCGCCAGUGCAUUGUUUUCGGUUUGCCGCAGCCACUGAUGCUCCACCUACUCCAAUAACAGGGGAGUGGCAAAUUCGGGGAUUGAUGAGGCUGAAAGUUGAAGACCAAGAUACUAGAGAUUACAGAUUAAAUACAGUUGGAUAUAAGUUUUGUGUCUUGGAAGGUUGUCUCGAUAUUGGUGACCCUGUGUAUACUUGUCUAUAUUGUGGUGCGUCGUUUUGGUUACUAGAGCGGGUUGAAAAACAGUCAAGAAUUAACCAGCCUCUUUUUACACUUUGUUGUUUUCAAGGAAAAAUUCAAUUACCGUAUCUUCAGAAAGCUCCAGAUUUAUUAUAUAAUUUGAUUCAUGGUCAUGAUAGUAAGUCUUUACAGUUUCAGAAGAAAAUUCGGUAUUAUAAUAGUAUGUUUGCUUUCACUUCUCUUGGUGGUAAAGUAAUAGACUCAGUGAAUGAUGGAACUGAUAGUAUGUUUGCUUUCACUUCUCUUGGUGGUAAAGUAAUAGACUCAGUGAAUGAUGGAACUGGUCCACCACAAUUCAUCAUAAGUGGUCAAAAUUAUCAUAGGAUUGGAAGUUUAUUACCUCAGGCUGGUCAAGUUCCGAAAUUUGCCCAAUUAUACAUAUAUGACACAGAACAUGAGUUAACGCAUAGAGAAAGAAUAUUUGGGCAAAGUUCAAAUAUAGAUAGACAGCUGAUAAUUGAUUUGACCCAAAUGAUUGAUCAACACAAUCCCAUAGCACAAUCAUUUAGAAGAGUGAGGGAAUUCCAUGAGAAUCACCUGUCUCAGAUGUUUUCUUUGAAAUUGUUUAGUCAAAGAGAACGUGAUCGAAGAGUUUAUAAUUAUCCUUCGUGCGAUGAAGUUGCUGCUUUGGUUGUUGGUGAUUUUGAUUCUUCUGAUACUGGUCGUGAUGUCAUUGUUAAAUCUGCAAUUGGCCAACUUCAAAGAAUAUAUGAGACACAUGCUUUAUACUGGCCAUUGCAAUAUCCCUUGCUUUUUCCUUACGAGGAAGAUGGUUAUCAAUUGGGUAUUCCUUAUCGAGAUAUUCAAGAUAUAAAUGUUGCAGGGAGAAGGACUAGAGUAUCCAUGCGAGAAUUUAUCUGUUUUCGUUUGCAAAUGAGAGAGGAUGAGGAUAGCAUUAUUCAUAAGUCUAGAAGAUUGUUCCAACAGUUUGUUGUUGAUUCAUUCUCUAUGAUUGAGUCACAGAGGCUUUAUGAAAUCAGGAAAAAACAGAGCACAAUUAGAGGAGAAGUCUUACAAGGUAUUGAAGAAGCUAUGCGACGCGGUGAUACUGAAGCAUCAUCAAUUGGUACUCGAGUGAUUUUGCCUUCUUCCUUCACUGGUGGUAAACGUUACAUGUUUAAUAAUUGCCAAGAUGCUAUGGCUAUUUGUAAGCAUUUUGGGUAUCCAGAUCUAUUUCUUACCCUUACUUGCAAUCCUAACUGGCCUGAGUUUCAAAGAUAUACUAAUCGUGAUCAAGUUCCAAUUGCUGAUCGGCCAGACAUUGCUUGCCGAGUCUUUCAUGCUAAGAUGAAGUGUCUUCUUAAUGAUCUUAAGAAUGGUGUUUUUUUUGGUCCUCUUAAUGCAGGUAUGUAUACAAUUGAGUUUCAAAAAAGAGGUUUGCCACAUGCACAUAUUCUACUUUGGCUUGAUGGAAGGAAUAGAUUGCAGAAUAUUGAAAUUGUUGAUGAGUUGAUUUGUGCAGAACUUCCUAAUCCUAUGAAGUUUCCACAUUUGUAUAGUGUGGUUAGUAAAUACAUGAUUCAUGGCCCUUGUGGUAGGGUAAGACCAACUUCUCCAUGCAUGAAAGAUGGAAGAUGCUCCAAGUUUUAUCCGAAGCAGUUUGUUAAUUAUACGAGUUUUGAUGAAGAUGGUUAUCCUAUUUACAAGCGUCGAGAUAUUGGUGUUACAGUUAAAAGUCAUGGUGUUGAUCUUGAUAAUAGAUUUGUUGUUCCAUAUAAUCCAUUAUUGUUGAUGAAGUACCAGGAUCAUAUUUAUUUGGAAUUUUGCAAUAAGUCAAAUGUUAUAAAGUAUCUUUUCAAGUACAUUAACAAGGGUCCAGAUCGUGUAACUGCAACUAUUAGUCAUUCAACUGAGACAACUCAUUCUUUUGAAGUGGUUGAUGAGAUCAAACAGUAUUAUGAUUGUCGGUAUCUUUCACCUUGUGAAUCUAUGUGGAGAAUUUUUGCAUAUGAAAUUCAUCAUAGAUGGCCACCUGUGCAAAGACUCAGAUUUCAUUUACCUAAUCAGCAGCAUGUUGUGUUCGAUGAUCAUGAUACUAUUGGCUCUGUUUUAAUAAGAAAUAGAGAUUUGAUGACAAUGUUUACUGCUUGGAUGAUGGCUAAUCGAACAUAUAUUGAAGGACGAACACUAACAUAUGUUGAGUUCCCAAGUAAAUUCGUUUAUGAUUUACAAUCUCGACGGUGGAAACCAAGAAGAAGGGGAUUUUCUAUAGGAAGAUUAAGUUUUGUUCAUCCUUCAACUGGUGAGCUGUUCUAUAUGCGUAUGCUUCUCAAUGUGCAAAGAGGAUGCACCAGUUUUCGAAGUAUAAGGACUGUCAAUUCUGUUUUAUAUGAUACAUUCCAAGAGGCAUGUUCUGCCAUGGGAUUUUUAAUAGAUGAUAAUGAGUUUGUCUUGGCCAUUAAUGAAGCGGCUGAGUUAUCUUCUGGCGCCCAAUUGAGAAAACUUUUUGUUUCAUUGUUAAUAUCUGGUUCUGUCUCUAGGCCCGUUUUAGUUUGGAAUCAAACUUGGAAAUAUUUAUCUGAUGAGUUUUUGAAUCAAAUAAAAUGUUCAGGGUUACCGAAUCACUCAUUGAAAUUGAAGAAAUGUGUGCCUAUUAUUUUGUUGAGAAAUAUUGAUCCAGCUGGUGGCUUAUGCAAUGGUACUCGCCUUAUUGUUAGAGAUCUAGGAACAAAUGUGAUUGGAGCUGAGAUUGUCUCAGGGAGUCACAUUGGAGAUAAAGUUUUCAUUCCUCGGAUGAAUUUAAUUCCGAGUGACGCUGGGAUACCUUUCAAAUUUCAACGGAGACAAUUUCCUAUAAACUUGUGCUUUGCAAUGACUAUCAAUAAGAGUCAAGGUCAAACUCUAUCCAGUGUUGGACUGUUCUUGCGUCGACCGGUAUUUUCUCAUGGUCAACUCUAUGUCGCUAUUUCUCGAGUGAAGAGCAAAGAUGGUUUAAGAAUUUUGGUAUCUGGCGAGAAAAAUGAUGAUUCUACUUUAACUCUUAAUGUCGUAUUUAAAGAAAUAUUUGAUAAGAUUUUAUAA